CAUUUUGUUUGUUAUGUGAUCAUCGAAGCGGUUUAUGAAUGGCUUGCUCGCCUAUUUCUGUGAUAGAAUGUGUUAUUUCUUUCAAUUACAGUGCACGAUUGCAGUCAAAAGUGAAAAGUGAGGAAGAAAGUUUUAUGAAAAUCAAAAGGAAAAGAAAGGCCGACGAGGCAUUUGAGGAAGAUGCUAAUAUGAAUAAUCGAAGCAAGCAGUUUAGAAUAGAGAACCAAUGGAUUCCAAUAUCAGAAAACUCCUCCAUAACUACCUGUACCUUAGUGCCAAGUGAACCUCUUUCCCCAGAGUCUGACAUUAAAUCCUCCCCUUUAACUGUACUUAGUUCCCAGUUCAGGUUUAGAAAUAUUUGUACCCAUGUAUGUAGACUGUCCCCCCUGCCCACAUUUAGUUGGGCAGAUUCCCAAGAAGUAUGGACGUUGAUGCUUCGAAAAGAAUCACAAUAUAAUAGAAAUCAUCAGAUGUUUGAUCGCCAUCCCACACUCCAACCAAGAAUGAGAUCUAUACUGCUCGACUGGAUAAUAGAGGUGUGUGAAGUCUACAGAUUACACAGGGAAACAUUCUACCUCAGUGUUGAUUUUAUUGACCGUUUUCUUAGUACCACAAACAAUGUAAUGAAACACCAGCUUCAACUCGUAGGAAUUACAGCACUCUUCAUUGCAGCUAAGUUAGAGGAAAUCUAUCCACCUAAGAUAGCAGAAUUUGCCUAUGUCACAGAUGGUGCUUGCUCAGAAGCAGAAAUAUUGGAGCAAGAACUUGUCAUUUUAAAGGCUUUGAAGUGGGAUCUAUCUCCAAUGACCAUCACAGCCUGGCUGAAUGUCUACCUUCAAGUAGCCAACAUAGACCACAUAGUGGAGGCAGAGCACGGAUUUGUUUUCCCACAGUAUUCGUCACAUGCAUUUGUACAGAUUGCAAGGUUGACAGACUUGUGCAUUCUGGAUAUCAGCUGUAUGGAGUACACUUACAGCCAGUUAGCAGCUGCUGCCUUAUAUCAUCUUACCUCAAGAGAAAUGGUGCUGUCUGUUACUGGGUAUGAGUGGAAAGACUUGGAACCAUGUGUGGAGUGGAUGGCACCAUUUGCUCGGACACACAUGGAUGAGGGCUCUGUGGAGGUCAAGUUUUUCCCAAGCAUACCAGCAGAGGACUCACAUAACAUUCAGAUUCACUCUGUAGAUUUAAAUAUGCUGGAGAGAGCUCAAGAAUUACAGGAAGAAAUCCAAACUCUGUUGAGGGCCAGAAGUCCUGACCCCCAAGCUCAAGUCAUCACACAAUUAACCCCUCCCCACAGCGGCAACAAGAAAUCAAAUACCUCCAAAGCCUCCAACACUUCCUUUAGUUCCAGUGAGUUGGAUUCUUUUGAGAAAGAAUCGGGGGAGUUGAAGUAGGUGUGAAUGGUGUAUGAGAGAGAAAAGACUGUAUAAUUGAGGGAUAAUUUCAAAAUGUGCUAUUGUACAGAAAUACUUGACAGUUAACUCAGGUUUUAGUGUUGAGUAAUCCCUGAUAUCUAACUGAUGAUACAGAAUCCUCAGGAAAACACUAGGAAGAAAUCUUAUAUACUUUACUGCAGAAUGAAGGGUAUCCUUGUGUAAUCUAGUGCUGUGUGUUGAUUAACAUAUUUAAUCUGUGUGGUCGGUUUAGAAAUCGACAUGUGUGGUAUUUAUUGUUGAUACUUAGGGUGUGACUGAGUGCAUUGUGAACUUAUAAUCCUAAUUUAACAAAGCUGUAUUCUUGCAAUAUUUUCAUGUUUUGUUUAUGUAUUGCACCCAGUUUUUAAGGGUGGGGUCUUUACAUUUCUCAACUAGUGGGACCAACAUAUUCUACAUGUAUAGGUUUACAAUUGUGUUCACAAAUGACUUCUAGGAACAAUGUUUUCCAUUCAUAUAUAACCACUUUGUGUUCAUCUCAAUAUUCAAAGAAUUAAUUUCAGUUGAAAUUGAAUUUAUGCAAUGAAUCAAAUUUUAAUACUUGAUAUUAUUUAUAGUAUCCUCUGUGCUCACAUUGAAAUAAGGCAAUGAAACCACUUGUGUUCACAUUUCCACCGAAAGUGUUCAUUUUUAUUAAGGUAUGAAUGUUAAGUGUGAUUGUAUACAAAACUGAAAGAGAAAGUAGGGCGAUUUUGAUAUUUUUAUGUUCUAAUGUACAUGGUAUUUGUGCAAUUUGAAGUUUCUUUUAACAGCUAACAAGUCAAUUUAUUUAUGAUUACCUUUAUUGAUAAUGUUUGAGUGGAAUGACUUUAAGUUCAUUUGUAUUGAUUGAAAAACAGUCAUAUAUUGCCUCCAUAACAUAGAGGUUUUUCUCAAAAAUGACAGGAUAUUGUUGUCCAAUAAAAUACUGAAAUAAAAACAGUGGUUUAGUUGGAAGAAGAAUAGCAGAGGAUCUGAACUCUAAAAAUGAAUUUAAGUUGAUUGCUAGAGAUAUCAGAAGAAAGAUAAAGCAAGAUGUACUGAUUUUCCCUGUAUGACCAUUUUUUUGAAUGCAAGAAAUGUAUGUCAUAAUGUAAUGGGUUGAUGACCACACAAAUUUGAACCAAAAAAUUGUUUUCCUGUUACAUGUUUUUCUUGCUUUGUAAUGUUAGAACUUUUGUGUAUUUUUAAGGUUUAGAAUUAUCUAAUGUUUAUGAAGAUAUCAUGCAUUUUAUUUUUUUUUUCACCUUUUGUUUUUACUUUUAAAGAAAUCUGAUCUUCAGCAGCACAUGAUCGCAUUUCAAUCAACUUUAUCAACUCCUGUAUCAAAUCAUGUUGCUUUUUAUAAUUCAUUAUAAAAUUCAUCUGCAUAUAAUGCAAAAUUUAAGGGGUUUCUAUGGGUCUCUGCUUAUUUACCUUGGUGAAUCAUUAUACUUCGUCCAUAAAAUGGAUAGGGAAAAAAAGUAAUCAGGUGCUUUACUACAUUAGAAACACGGUGAAUGGAUGUCAUAAGAUUUGUUGUGUCCAAAGAAGAAUUUCUAUGAAUAUAUUUAAUAAUUUAUCCUCAGUAAUUUAUGAUUUAUCUGCCACAGAUUUAAAGAUGUAUAAUUUAGAUUUGAUUCAUAUUAAUUUAUUUUCUUUUUAUUUAUCUUUUUUUCUGUAUCUGAGAAUAUAUUAUUAUCAAAAUAUAGUGUGUACUCCGUACAAUGGCAAUAUACUAUAUAAAUAUAUGAAAUAUAGUCAUGUGAAAGUCCGAGGAUUAAUUGACAAUCCUUGUCUAAGUAUUGUAGUAGCAUUUUAAAGUAGAUUUAGUAUGAAAACAAUGUACAUUACAGAAAUUCUACGUCAUACAUGCUUGUUACCCAAAAAACAAAGUCAUGGGAAGUGUGAAGAAAUCGGUCGAACAUCCAUUAUUUUUAUAUACUCAUACUCAUCAUGUAAAUGUUCAUCCUUAACACAUUGACGUUUGUUAUGGUUAAGUUUUUAAAUAUUUGACAAAGCAAGUUUUAGUCAAAUGUAUAUUAAAAAAAAAAGAUGCAAUAAAUGUUGUUGUAAAUUACAA
Saccostrea echinata is the source of this 3474-nucleotide messenger RNA. RefSeq names its product G1/S-specific cyclin-E-like. The transcript has 9 exons. Gene Ontology annotation, molecular function: cyclin-dependent protein serine/threonine kinase regulator activity. Gene Ontology annotation, cellular component: cyclin E1-CDK2 complex; cytoplasm; centrosome. Lineage: Eukaryota; Metazoa; Mollusca; Bivalvia; Ostreida; Ostreidae. The coding region runs from base 39 to 1394 and encodes 451 amino acids. Gene Ontology annotation, biological process: G1/S transition of mitotic cell cycle; regulation of cyclin-dependent protein serine/threonine kinase activity. The record is from RefSeq and is a predicted model, not a curated record.